GGCUGCGGAGGCAUUGAAAUUAAACAAAAAAAUUAUUUCUUUGACAGAUUCGUAAGAAUCACCUUUCACUAUCUGAACUAAUUAGCGUUUCCUUACCGGAAAUAGCCAAUUCUGCGGAUAGUAUAAUGAAAAGUUUGCAAAAUUACACUUCAUGGACCGUUGAAUUUUUCAUUUUCCUCGCGAUUCUCAUCAUCACCAAGGCUGUCUCGACUGAACAAGAAGAAAUAAUAGUCUGAAAAAUAAUUAUACGAGGCGCAGGACAAAGCAAUCACUACCACUGGCAAUAAAUUCCCGCGAAAAUCAUCGAAUACAUCUUGCUAUUGAUCCAACAAGGUAUUUCGCGGUUCAUUGCUAUGACCAAUUUUAUGGAAUAACACAAAAAAAAAAUUCAAUGAUAAUUUUCAUGAAAGUGACAAGCGUUCCGGUGACUCGCGCCACUGAACAACACAAUAUAAAAGACGAAAAUUUUAUUCUAGUCGGCUUAGUGAGAAUCGAUCAUUCAAACUGAGAAAAUGGGGACAAAAUGGAUUUUGCGGGCGGCACUUCUGAUAGGAGCAAUACUGGAGAGUCAAUCAUCAGCGUCAAGGCAGCAGAUGUCAAAAGUGACAACCCUCGCCUCCCCCACAACCUCAAAGACCUCGCAAGCAAGAAAAUUCAACACAACAAAAAAAAAUAGCUGGCAAGGAACGAACAGUGAUGCCACAGUGACACCACAAUACGACCGCCCUCCCCGGCUGGCUUCAUUCUCCACCACAUUAUCACCGACAAGUACUAUCGGGGUCUAUCGUCAUGCCGUUGUUCACAGCCCUCACGAGUAUUUCGAGCCGACUCUCCAACAUCAUUACGCAUCCCACAGUAUUCCAGUGACCGCGACACCAGCAAACCACUUGUCCAAGUCUCAGAUUCACCACUUGUCCUCUGAAACAGGUGUCGACAAUCAGCACUACCCCACUGCAACCACAUUUUUCAAGGUCUCCCAUAGCCCUGGCUUUCAGGAUCCAAACUAUCCACUCGUCGUAAAUCACGACGCGUACGUGACGCAUCCAAGUGCUAACAGCGAAAUCACAGAGACAAAGGCACAGUCACGAGCAAUGAUUCCGGAAUUUCAUUACCAAUCCUACAAUCCACCCACCAGCACAUUGGGAAAUUACAUCCCCCCGACAUUCGCCCCGACUUUGGAGCAGAAUCUCGGAAAAUUCGAGCCAUUUCCACCAUUCAAAUACAGCCAUACCAAGUCCCUGUUUUCGGAACUUACUGCACCGGUGAGCGCACCACGAAGUCCAAAUUUGGAUUUCGGCCUGGGAACAUCGAAUUUCAUGCUCAAGCCGCAGACCUACUAUUCCAAUCCUAAUCAAAGGGGUCAAGUACCACUCUUCAGUGGCAGUGGUAUGAAUACUUUCUAUACAAAGGGAGUUGGCAAAGCACUUGAGCCGUAUCAACCAUUGUCCGCACAGCCGCAAUUACAUUUCAAUCAUCAUCUGACGCAACAAGCUCCCCCGGGUUCGCAGACCUUCGGAAGGAUUAAAAGUCAUGGAGACGUCGCUAAUGAACUUGAUAUCAAUCAGUCGGGACACGGAAGCUCCACGCAGGGCGGAAGGCCAAAUCCGUACAACGCUGGUAACUUUGCCAGCACUCCUUCCAUGCCCCCGUUUAGAAACAUUGAAUAUUCUUUUGAAGUACCCACUUCAAGCAUAUUCAAUGAUUAUGACAAAACUUUCGGUAAGUACGGAACAAAGAUGGCAUCCGGAGGGGAAAAAGGGCCAGUGGAGGAGGAGUAUGAGAAUUCUCCCGCUAGUCACGGAAAAGACGAAGAAAAAGAAGAGAAAGAUGAAAAAUCAGAGUAUCAAUCCGAAGAAGCCACCUCAACUUCUCGUGAACAGUAUAACGAUGAGGGAGAAGGUGAAAGUCAGCGCAAUGAACGGCGCGGAAAAAAUGCUAGAAAAAGAGAAGAAAAUAAUACUGAAGAUAAAUACGGUAAAAACGAUGGCUUUGAUUAUGAACGAGAAUUCGAGGAAUCGUACAAACAAAAACUUCCAACCGAAGACUUUGAACACUCGGAGGAGCUCCUUGAUGAAGACGAUUCACCAAAAAGCCGUAAGAGAGCAUCAUCUUCAAAGGCCAAGAAGGCUUCUCGCAAUCACCCAUCGACACGCGACAGGGAAGGUCAAUUAACAGAGUCCUGUCUCGAAUUUCCAUCAUUUGUGAGGAACGAUGACGACACCGAGUCUUCAAAGAGCGGCAAGAAAAGUGCAUUACCUCCAAAAUCGCCUUCCUUCGGGCGUAAAAUGCCUCGGAGGCGACCUACAAGGUUCACUUCCCUCGAAUCCGAGCCUGUGGAAAUUCCACAAAAAUCCAAAGACUCACAAAAUCGAAAAAAUCCUGUACCAUCAUCAAACAAGAAGAACAGUUCUCAUUAACUCAUCCCCCUCCCCUCUUCCCCCUUAGCCGACAGGGAGAUCAACUUCUAUUAUCCGAAGAUUGGUUCUCCAUGACAUGAAGGACGUACUGAAGUAAGGGAGAACGACAGUGAUCCUGCUGAGACUUUCGUCUGACUGAAUCGCUAUUAAUUUAUUUAUGUAUAUGGAAUAACAUCCGACUAUUGUAUCAUA
Diachasmimorpha longicaudata is the source of this 2609-nucleotide messenger RNA. RefSeq lists its product as uncharacterized. NCBI's taxonomy places the organism in Eukaryota, Metazoa, Arthropoda, Insecta, Hymenoptera, Braconidae. The transcript is spliced from 4 exons. The record is from RefSeq and is a predicted model, not a curated record. The coding region runs from base 513 to 2417 and encodes 634 amino acids.